AAGAAAAAACAAUUUUGCUGAGAUUGAAAUGGUGGGAAUAGGCAGCAGUAAAGGAGGAAGUAACUAGGAAGACCACUUAUUUCAGCUGUUGUGGAGGCAGUGAUCCAGUACUAGUUUAUCAGUCACAUGUUGCCCACACUGUCUGAGGGCCUUGGUCUCUCUUACCUAGAGGCCAAUACCAAAACAUUUGCUGAAGGAUGCAUACCUACCUCCUAUCAGCCUUAUUUUGGCCCCAGGGUAUCAACUCCCUAGCAUUCCAGUGCCUGGGGUUCCAGACACACACCACUUACACAGAGUUGAGGGGUUACCCCAUCAUAACUCUUCUUUAAAAAAAUAUAUAUAUAUAUAUAUACUUUAUUUAUUUAAAAGAGUUACAGAGAGAAGUAGAGACAGAGGUCUUCCAUCCGCUGGUUCACUCCCCAGAUGGCCGCAUCGGCCAGAACUGUGCCGAUCUGAAGCCAGGAGCCAGGAGCUUCUUCUGGGUCUCCCACGUGGGUGCAGGGGCCCAAGGACUUGGGCCAGCUUCUACUGCUUUCUUAGGCCAUAGCAGAGAGCAGGAUCGGAAGUGGAGCAGCCAGGACUAGAACCGGCACCCAUAUGAGAUGCCAAUGCUUCAGGCCAGGGCUUUACUCCACUGCGCCACACUGCCAGCCCUUCAUCAUAAUUCUUCUUCCUCGUACAAGUGUCCACCUGGACUUGUGCCCAGCCUGAGAUCCAGCCAAGACACUAGACUGCCUGUUCUGAAGCCGAGAUGCCUCUCACAAACCAUAACACCAAUUCCCCAGCCAGACCCCAGUGACCUUUUAAAGUAAAGUGUUCCUGUGAGUACUGCCAAGGCAUCAACAGAGUUCGUCAUCAUAUUUGGGGAGCAACGGAUGUAACCAGUGGCUCAUUCACUCGUUUUCAGCCAUGACCACACCAUUAGCUGACUCAUUUAGAAAGCAAGGUGAUUUGUUAGGUCCCCAGAAGUUGCUCUAUAACCUAGAGCUGCAGGCUUUGUUUCUCUCUGCCCUGAUCCUGUCUGAGGCCAUCUGACAUUUUAUAUUCUCUGGACUCUUAGCUUAUAGAAAAGCUAUGGGGGCAACUAUAUCCCAGAAAGACUUCAGGUCUGUUAACAGAACGCCCGUGUCAAUUUCUCACAGAAGCUGACCUUCGUUGAAGUCAACUGUUAUCCCAGAGAAUGGAAAUUCCAGCUUCGAGGCUCUGUUUCCUGAGGCCUGGUACCUGAGGCUAGGACACACAACCCAUCCUAGCCUGUAACAACUGCCACGUUCCGAGCAACUCGAUCACACCAGGCAGGCUGCCUCUUUAAUGUUCUGAGAGUUCAAUUUCAUAUACUCUCAGCAGCUGAAACUCUCAAGGGAAACGCUUUCCUUAAAACCCAGGGGACAUGUAUACAAGUCGGUGCUCUGUCACCAUGCUGUCUGACCGUUCUAUCUACCUUGAAUAUGGUCACCAAAGGUCAGAAUCAAAAAUUACUUCCUGGCUUUUUCCCACGGGCCAGAUGUGGAGCUGGAGGUCCCGGGAGUUGUGGCCGGCAGGGGUCCCCGGAAGAGGACUGUUAAGCUGCAAUGCCGCAUCGUAGGGGAGAAGUAAUUCGCCCGGUUAUUGGAACUGCGGCGUCCGGGGGCGCCCUGGGCUGGGGGCGGGUUCUUCUGCCCGCAGUACCGCACGCUGCAGCCACCUGACCGAGCUUGAGACUACGUUCAGCCUCAUGGAUUGCAACCGCUCCUUCAGAGUUGAUACCACGGAGCUCCAGCGCAGGGAUCAGGAGCUACAGCAUCUUGUCCACCCAGAUUUCUUCAGCCAGAGGUCUCAGCUAAAGCUCCAUGGAGUAGAGAUUCCUGAAGGGGCAGAUUAUGACAUGGACAAGCAAUUCCUCAUGGAAAUAAUGGAAAUCAAUGAAAAACUCGCAGAAGCUCAAAGUGAAGCUGCCAUGAAAGAGAUUGAAUCCAUUGUCAGAGAUGACUUUGAAAAGGCCAAGGAAAGUUUAACAAAGAUGAGAUACUUUUCAAAUGUAGAAAAAAAGCUCAAGUUAAAGAAGAUUCCCCUCUAACUGUUGCUAAUUUAAAGUUUUAAAAAUAAAGUUCUUGUAUAUUUAAAAAAAAAAUACUUCCUUGUACAUUACUGCUACCUGAGACUUCCACACCAGAUGAGUGCCUGGAAAGUCUAAGGAAACCAUGCAUCAUUAUCAACUCUCAGUGUUGCUUUGAAUGUUUCUGACCCAAUCUUCUAAUAAGGACAGUUUCCAUAUUAGCCCCCACCCACAUCUCCACAGCCAAUUUAGUAAUCAGAUCUUUCUCCAUGGAAAAUUCAGUCAUUUGACAUCUUGCCUGUUCCCAAGUUUUCCUUCCAGGUGAGGAAGCCACUUCCUUGCCCAACUGAAUACUGCCCACCACACACAGUGAUGACCAAAUGCUGCAUCUCACCCAAAAGUUCAGUGAGAAUUUGUCACUGACAUACAUCAUUGUGUCUUUGUAGCACUCCUCACCAUUGCAGGUUAUGUGUUCAGCAGUUUGCUCCCUCUCAAAUCAGAGCGCCUUACAUAUGUUCCUACAUCUCCCUAUACUACCAACCUGAAGCUCUACAAACUCUGUAGUAAUGAUGCCUCAAUGCUUUUGUGCCCCUGUGACAUUGAACCUUCAAGCCCAGCAGACCAGCCUGUGGACUGGGACUGAGAGAAUAAGAAGGAUAAAUGUUGCUCACUUUAACUUGGUUCCUUUCCUAGGAAUUAAUUAGCCUUCUUUGAGUUUUACCUCCAAACUGUUCUCACACGAAUCCGGUUUUUCUUGGCUCUUGACUUUUGUCCUUGCUAUCAUUUGAUGCUCUAUUCCUGCAUUUUGGAUUCUUGAGUGGAAUUUGGUUUUUGUGUCUUGAAUCCUUGAGGGCUUUGCCUUAUGUUCAUUGCUCUGAUGCUUUGUGAACUGUAUCAGGCAUUGUAGACUAGGGCCCAAGAUCUCUGGGUCUUAAUACAAUAGCGUGGCACUCUUUUCAUAUGUAUGUUCAACUUGGGUCAGCAGGGGUUCUACUCAUUGUAGUUACUUAGGAGACUCAGGCAGAUAAACGCUCCAUCUCACUCCUGCAACGUGAUUGCUAUGAUAGGAAAAAGGUGUGGCAUGUAGUAUGUAAGCUUUUGAAAAUACCUAUCCAGAAAUGACACAAACUUCUAUCCACAAUUCAUCAGCAGAAACAUAUCAUAUUUGCAUGCCUAACUUCAAAAGGAACAAGAGUGCCACCCACCAUGAAUCCAGAAAAAAUAAUGGAGGAUUUGUUAAUGGUCUUUUUUUUUUAGAUUUAUUUAUUUAUUUGAAAGCUAGAGUUACACAGAGAGAAGAGAGGCAGAGAGAGAGGUCUUCCAUCCGCUGGUUCACUCCCCAAUUGGCCGCAACGGCCAGAGCUGAGCUGAUCCGAAGCCAGGAGCCAGGAACUUCUUCUGGGUCUCCCACGUGGGUGCCGGGGCCUAAGGACUUGGGCCAUCUUUACUGCUUUCCCAGGCCACAGCAGAGAGCUGGAUUGGAUGUGGAACAACCGGGUCUCGCACCGGCGCCUAUAUGGGAUGCCGGCGCUUCAGGCCAUGGCAUUAACCCACUGCGCCACAGCGCUGGCCCCUUGUUAAUGGUCUUAAUGACAGGACCAGGACCCAAACCUUAGUAUGGCCCAUCCAGUAUCACCCCACCAAGGCCCAUCCCAGUGCCAUCUGCCACCUCUUAUUCCUGGAGUUUUCCCUUUCCACUCAUCCCACGUUGCCUCUACCACCUGACUCCUCUCUGCAUUCCCCCUUAGUGUAACUGCCUGGUAUAUUAUCUACAUUUCUGCUUUUGAUUCUGAUCUCUGCCUUUGAAUUUCAGGCCACAUAAAUGUGGGAAAGAGUGCUUUGCCCAUAAACUAUGCUUCAAACCUAACAAAGCCAGUUAAGUUCUGUCUAGCUCCCUUUUGACAGUGGAGCCACCCAGAGUCCCAGGACUUGCACUUGGGGGAAACAUACUAAAUCUUUGUCCAAGGAAGGGUGUUAAAGCCCUGGUAACUGAGCCAAACCUAGCCAUCAUGCAGGGAGCCAGAGGCAAGUAACAGGAUCCUAAAACAAGGUCAGGGAGCUGGAAACAUGAGAGUGAAUACCAGCAGGGAGAACGCUGCAAACACAAACACCAUAAACAGGGUCAUACCAUAGUCACAUCUUGGAGUUCUCUAAUUAAAUGUGUUUCACUAAAGUAAUACCUACAUGUGGUUUAUAAAAUCAGUAGAUUUCAUAAGACUGAUAAUGCAAAUUGCAGUCUCCCUUCUUUCCACCAUUAAAACAUUUUUCAACAUUUUUAGCAGCCAAGUAAUAUGACAAUGUGCCUUUCCUUUUCUUUUCCUCAGCUAAUAAUUCCCUCUUAGUCUUCUAUGCAUUUAUCACUAACUCAUCCUCAACAUGACCAUACAUUCAUCUACUAUGAGUCUAGGGGAUCCUCAAAAGUUCAUGGAAGGGGCCUGCAUUGUGACCUAGCAGGUAAAGCUGCCGCCUUCAAUGCUUGCAUCCCAGGUGGACACUGGUUCAAGUCCCAGCUAUUCCACUUCUGAUCCAGCUCUCUGCUAAUGGCCUGGGAAAAGCAGUAGAAGAUGCCCCAAGUCUUUGGGCCCUUGCCACCCACAUGGAAGAUCCUAGUGAAGCUCCUGGGUUCAGCCUGACUCUGCUCUGGCCAUUGCAGCCAUCUGGGGAGUGAACCAGUGGAUGGAAGAUCUCUCUCUCUCUCUCUCUCUGUCUCUCUCUCGUUCUCUGUAACUCUUUCAAAUAAACGAAUAAAUCUUAAAAAACAGUUCAUGGAAAGAGUGGAUUAUUAAAAAAACUAUGCAUGGAUUUCAAAGUUUUUUGAUCAAAAUAAACUUAUAUUUUAAUUUCAUUUUCCAUGAACUUUUUGAAGGACCCUCCUAUAGGUGGCAUCACUUACAUUUUUCCUGGAGGACAUCACUGCCAAAGCCCUCUGAGUUCUCCCCUCCACUGCAGACAGAUUGUUCCCUAGGCCUGCCACCCAGGUCUUAUCCUUUCAUUCUCUCUUUUUGAGCUUCCUCCUUGCCUUAAUUAUAUACCUUUCGUGUCUUGAUUUACUUUCUCAUGGUGACGGUUGAUUUGUGUUUCUGUGAGACAGUCAGUCAGGUGCGGCCACAAGAGGAGACUCAGGAGAGGAUCAGAAAAACAAAGUUGAUCACACUCAGGGGUCCUGGAGAAGGGGGUCACCACAUGCCACUCAGGGUCACAGGGGAAAUGCCACAUGUUAGCCAAGUGGCAGCAAACAGGAACCAGGGAAAGUCUACAAGCCUAACUGGGGCUUUCGGGAAAGGCAGGACAGGGCAAGCAGUUCAGAUAACUGUGGGUAAAGCUGAAUGACUUUGAGAAGGCUACGGGCUGUGGAGGUGGCCUCUAGUUACCUGGUUCGUGGCCCUAGGAUGAUUGAAGCAGGAGGCCUGCGUCUCUCCUGUAGGUCAGGUAGAGAAAGUACAGCCACAGACUGAUUACUCCACACAGGAAAGGCCUGCUCCCAGCUGAGCCCUCUUCAAUCUCUUACGAAUUUGCUGGCUCCUGGAGGGGGGAGUUUUCCCCCAGCCAGGCAUUUAAGAUGUGACACAUAUUCGUAUACAGAAAGUUCAAAACAUAUACUCCCCCUCAUGUGAUGCACAUUCUCUAGGAGUUCCUGAUAAGGGGUACCUGAGAGGAAAAUUUCUUGAGACCUUUCUUGUAGGAAAGUGCUUUAUUCCACCCUCAGACUUAAUUGAUAGUGUGGCUGGAUAUGGAUGUCUGGUUUUGAAAUAAUUACCCCUCAGAAUUUUGAAGGUGUUAUUACGUUGGUUUGAGUCUUAAAUUGUCUAUAGAGAGUCUGAUUUUCUUCUGAUCCCUGAUUUGUUUUGACAAAGGAAUUUAAAGCCAGAUAAGAUUCAGGCUCUCUAAAAAUCACUAGCCUGGGGGAAAAUGAGAUCUGAUACCUUAGUCACACAAGACCCUGAAGUAUUGGUUAAUCUUGCUGACUAGCUGACACCGUUUGGGCAGUAAAUAAGUGAAGCACUCAUUCCCUUCAAUAACUCAAGAAAAGCACAUGAUCUCCUUAUUGCUAUUUCUGCCAAAUGCAUCACAGGAUGCAGACAAGAACCACUCAGCAGCUAGUGCUGUCCUUUGUUAACUUGUAAUUGUAACUUGUUCCUCCUUUUUCUGUUUGUGCAUUCCAAUCGCUUGGCUGCAUUUUGGAGCACCUAUCCUGGGCAAACAGAAUAGUGUUUGCUGGGGGCCUUCCCCAGUUUGACUCAGAUGAACUCCUUCAUUCUCACACUCAGUGGGCCUCAACUUGCUUUCCAGGUUGCUGGUGUGUAUGUGACCUAUUUCUCUCUGGAAACUUUUAGGAUCUUCCCUUUCUCGCUCCUGCUUUGCAAAUGCUUUAGAUGAAUUGAAACUUGUGUCAUCGAGAGCCCAAUUCCAUUUUUUAUAGGUAUUUGAUGACAGCUUUCCAUCCCCACUGUCCCUCUUCCCCUUUUGCCUCACAUAUAGACAAGCCAGUAAGAAAAGCUGGUGAGCCUUCCCUGGGAAAGUUCAGACCCUGAAAGUCCUGGUGUGUCCCCGAAAACCCUUACCCCAGUGUCGCUCCCUGCCCCUGUCUGUCCCCUUCCACCCACUGACCACAUUUAAAGCCAAAGCCAGUCACCUCUGCAGCUGCUCUCGAGACAAUUUUUUUGACCUGCUUGGGAGCCUCAGGUAUGGACAUCCUGAUUAUGUAUGUAUUAUAUCUCUCAUCCCUUCUUCCUUGUAGUGGCAUCAGUGUAGACAUCCAAGUCUGUUCCCCCUUUGCAGGAACAUAAAGCAUCACCACGUAGUAGCUGACUGAUCCAUCUCUAUCUGUUUGCAAAAAGGGAAUAAUAAGAGUACUCAUAUUGUUGCCUCUUAGAUUCAUUUCAGUUAGGGCUAAUGAGGAUGCAUUGUGGAGAUGAUUGGGCAACAGUGUGAAUUACCUAAUAUUACUGAAUUGCAUACUUUCAACAGUUAAGAUGGUACAUUUGAUGUGUACAGAGGACUGACUUAAGAGACUCAAACAUCUCUGGGGUUUAAUAUCCUAGAGUUGUCCCAGAAACAAUCACCACUGGAUACCAAAGAACGAUUUGUAAUCAAAUAAAGCUUUAAAACAGAGUAGGCAGUCUUAAAUGGAUGUAACCUGACAAAGAACUUGCAAGUCCAUGGAGCAAUGUGGAUGGAGAGUCUGGAGGUGUGCUGCCCUGCUGACCACCUGCCCUCUUCCCACUGCUCACAUCUCUGUUCAGUGCUGUCCUCAAACAGCCCUUACUCUUACCAUUUUACUUAAAAUCGCCAUUCCCCAAGCCAUUCCAUAACUCCGUUUUAUUUUUCUCUGUAGCCUUUAGUGACAACAUGGCAUUUUAUUAUUCGUUGGUCACUCUUCCUUGUCAGUCUCCCCUACUAGAGAACAAGCAUCUUCAUUGUUGAUUUUCAUCACAUAUGCCCAGAGCCUAGAUCACAGUCUGGGUCAUCCUAUCAGAUGUUCCAUUGUAUUUUUUGAGUGAAUGAAUGAUUUAUGUAUUUACUUAUUAUUUAAUAUAUAAAGUAUAUACUUAAUACUAUUAUUUCAUUGAGUUUAAUUCUCUUCAUUUUUUAAUGUUUAUUUUCAUCUACAUAAAAGGCAGAGUGACAGGCAGAGAGAGAUAAACAGAGGUCCUCCAACUGCUGGUUUGCUACCUAAAUGCCCCCACUGGCUGAAACCAGGAGGCUGGAACUCCAUGCAGGUCUCCCACGUGGGUGGCAGAAACCACCCGCAGCCUCCAGGGUGCUUUAGCGGGAAGGUGAGCAGCCAGGACUUCAUCCAGCACUCCAGUAUGGGAUGCGUGAGUCCCAAGCGGCAGUUUACCCGCUGUGCCACAAAGCCCACCCCCAUUUUCAUCAUUUACUUCCCCAUCCUGAAAUCACUUCCUACGCCUUUACUUCGUGUCACGUAUAUUGCUAGCUGGGUAAGCUGGGGGAGUUCGAUAAAGAAACCCCCACUUUCUAAAGAAUAAAAUUCAAAGUCCUUAGCAAGCAAAGACUGGACAUCUUAAAUCCAAGGGAGUAAGGUUUUAAUUGUAUUAAGCGCUCAGGAAGUUAAUUUUGUUUCUAGAACUCUGGGAGCGUCCCUUGACUUCCUUCCAAGCCUCUCAAAGACCCAACUUCUUAAUUUUCUGCGACCGAGCUUAGCGCCAAGUUGAGACCAUCGUUGCUUUCGGCGACCGAGUUGAGCGACAAGUUCAGGCCAGCUCGGCUCACAGCUCCUCCCUUGGUAAUUGACAGUUGGGGGAAAUCCUGCUGAGGCCUGCCCCCGCCCGCCUCCUGUCUAAACUGAGUGGCAAGAACCGGUGGGAAUGGCUGCCAGCUCAGCCAAUGGACGAAGCCAGAGCUAGAGCCUGUGUAAACAAACCCUGAGGUACUGCGCCUCGGGUUCCUCCCCCACGUGGGCCAGACGCGUCGGUAGCCCAAUGCAGAUCCAGAACGAGCGUAUCGUCCUUUGAGCCAAUCAGAGGCAAUGUCUCCCGCAAGGAGGCGUUCCAUCCUGAAGGAAAGAACAGAGGAGGCUGAAAGACAGACGUUAAAACCAAUCGGAAGCUGGAACUUCUAAGGGCGUGGGCGGGCACUGUUUAACAUUUAGACGAAUACAAACCACAUAAGCCCUUCUAGAUGACUGAGCGGCAUGCUAUUCUGUCCAAUAAACGAAUGGGGCGGUGCCCGGCAACCAAUGGGUUGGGUUCGGGGGCGGGGUGAGGAGCCAGUGUGCACUAAAGAGGCAACCAAGCGAGUGGUACUGGCUGUUCUCUGGUGCUGUGGCUCACGUUUUGGUACAAGAGGCCGAGACUGUCGGAGCGACUGUGACCUCUGCGGCGGCGGCUUAGGUUCUCGGAGGAGUGGCAGAGUACGA
Messenger RNA from Oryctolagus cuniculus (rabbit), 8915 nucleotides. The record is from RefSeq and is a predicted model, not a curated record. Lineage: Eukaryota; Metazoa; Chordata; Mammalia; Lagomorpha; Leporidae.